GGGAGAUGCUUCGAAAAAAGGAUGGGGCGUGACGGCGAGUUCCGAUACUAGGCGGUGGAAAGACGGUUUCCGGUCCAUCGACGGUGCGGCGUCGUCGUCCAACAAGCGAGAACUUGCGAUGUGGAGCGAAGCUUUCGAGCUGGCGGCGCCAGAGCUGGCAGGCUCCUUGUUGCUCGUCAGAACCGACAACAAAUGCGCACGGCACUACUUGAGCUUCUAUGUCGGGAAUGUAAAAACACUUUCGACCAUUGGAAGGCGGAUCGCCACUCUGCUUUCGCAGUAUGGCAUCUCCCUGAUUGCCCUCCACUUGAAAGGUGUUUUCAACGUGGUCGCCGAUAUGCUGUCUCGACUCAGGAUGAAAGCCGAACUGCAGGACUUGUUUCCGAACAAAGUACUAAAAAAGCGCACCAGGGACGCGAUUUUUGCGAGGCUAGGCGGUCCGCCGACGCUCGACGCAAUGGCCUUACGGGAUGGAAGUGACGCCAUUUGCGAAAAGUACUUGCUUGACUUCGCCAACUGGGAUUGUUUCGCCCAAACACCCGAGUACAUGGCGCGGUUCGUCUCCUGGUUCCAUCCGAGUCUCGACUUGUUGUAUCCGAUCCUUAAACUGCUGAUGGGAUGGCUGAAAAUCGAGGAGGGAAAGCGACCAGCGGCACUUCUUCUCAUGCCUAAGUUCAUCAGUAGGUUCAUUUUUAUGACUUCAAAAUUUUGGCAAGUUGCAAAAUUGA
Amoebophrya sp. A120 is the source of this 728-nucleotide messenger RNA. The record is from the annotation of a GenBank genome assembly. NCBI's taxonomy places the organism in Eukaryota, Dinophyceae, Syndiniales, Amoebophryaceae.